Molecule: messenger RNA, 171 nt
Organism: Sphaeroforma arctica JP610
Lineage: Eukaryota; Ichthyosporea; Ichthyophonida
Exons: 1
Molecular function (GO): actin binding
Source: RefSeq, a predicted model, not a curated record
CUGGAAGAUGAGCUGACCAAUCAGAUGUCCGCAGCCGCCGCAGGCAUUGCCGCCGCAGCCAAGCGAUUGGAAGAAUUGCUAGAGAAGGCGAAGCGAGAGAGUGAGGGACUUGCACUUAAUGUCAGCGAAAGCAUCCUGGCAGGCUCACAGGCACUCAUGGAGUGCAUCCGG